GAGGUAAGGUAAGGAGGGGCUUCCUGGAGGAAGGAAAGGGGCUUGCCCAAGUUCACACAAGGCAGUAACAGAACUGAGAUGCAGGCCAGUCCUCUGGCUUUCUUCUCUGUCCAAUGAUCCCUAUUUUCUGGGUUUCGGAGCAGGAAGUCUGACUCAGAACCAAGGGUCAGCCUUAAAGGUGAACAGGCUCUUCCUCUCCCUGCAUUCUCCAACUGAGAUCUAGGGCAGGUUGAAAGGAGAAAAUGUGACUCAGCCCAGCAAAACAGACUUUUCUUCAAAGCUCAGCAGAGGGAGCUAGGGUCAAGGAGCUACAGUACUUACUGAAGUCUCACCCCACAUCCUUCCUCUGCUAGGGCCAGGGGCUUCCCCAUGCCCAUCCCUUCUCCUGCUCCCUCCCCACAUCCCCGUUCUCCUCUCCAGGCUCACAGAGCCCUUCUCCCUCCGAUUCCCACCUCUCCUACCUUCCUCCCUGGCUCUUGGCCCUUAUUCACCCUCCUCCUUUCACACCACCUUGUUCUCCCCUCUCAGCCUCAUGGCCCUCACUCCUCUCUCCCUUUCCCCACCUCCCCUGUUCUCCCCUUUCUGCCUCAUGGCCCUCACUCCUCCUUCCUUGUUCUCAUUCUUUUUUCCUUCCCAACAACUCUCCCAGAGAUCCCUUCAUCUCCUGUCCCCUGGGUUUAUUCUCCAUUCAUCUUAACAAUUUUGUCUUCUCACAAGGGAGAACAAUCUGGUCCUUGUUUGGAAAGGGGAAAGGAGGAGAAUACAAAAGGAAAAGUGGGAGGAUUGGAAAAGAAACAUAAAGAGAAGGGAGAUAGUGAGACAGAGUAGAAAAAAGGAAGAUGAAAAGGAAGAGCUCGAGAGAGAAAAGAAGAGAGAAGAGAAACAGGGAAAUGACUAGAGGAAGGAUAGAUAAGUACAGGAGGAAAAAAGAAGGGAAACAGGAGAGCACUAAGCAGAGCAAAGAUUUAAUGGCAAGAGAAGCGCUGAGACAUAUGGAGGUGGAGGAGAGGCUGGAGGAAGGAGAGAAAGAAUCUCUAGUCCAACUCUCCAUUCUUUUUUCAGUUCUGCCCGGCCAACCGAGCCUCUGCCUCAUCCUCCUGCUCUCCUUCCCCCGGGACCCUCAGCCCUGAAGCCUGUGGGGGCUGGGCCAGAGCUUGGCCCCUCCCCAGGCCCCCACAAGCAGGACGGCCUCCGGCUGGGACUGGCAGCUGGGUGGGAAAGGGGUGGGAGGAGGAAGGCCUGAUCCCUCCCCUCUAGCCUGUCCAAGCCACAGGGGCUGGGCUGGCCGAGGGCUUUUAACCAGCUGGAGGAGCCUCCUGACCGGCUUUUGGCGGCGAAGGCCUCUGGGAAAGGAAAGAGAUGCAGCCUGGCUGUCCCACUCCACGGGGCCCUGGGAAUGGCCAGGACCGGGACUCAGCUCCCAGCCGGCAGGGCCAGGACCCAGGCCCCAGCCGGCCCGGGGAGCUGGCCAAGCCCCCCUACAGCUACAUCGCCCUCAUCACCAUGGCCAUCCAGAGCUCCCCGGGCCAGAGAGCCACCCUCAGUGCCAUCUACCACUACAUCAUGGGCCGCUUUGCCUUUUAUCGAGACAACCGUCCUGGUUGGCAGAACAGCAUCCGACACAACUUGUCCCUCAAUGAGUGCUUUGUCAAGGUGCCCCGGGACGACCGCAGACCUGGCAAGGGCAGCUACUGGACCCUGGACCCCGACAGCUACAACAUGUUUGAGAAUGGCAGCUUCCUGCGACGGAGGCGCCGCUUCACCCGCAAGAGGGGCUCCGAGCCUGAGACGCAGACCCAGAGGAAGACCAAGAGCAGGGCCCGGUCUGGGUCAGCUCGCGGGGGCUACCGGGCCUCUGGGGUGCCAGAGCCUCAGGGGGAUGCCCGGGAGCAGGAGGCUGGCCAGACCAAGGCUGCCCCCGCACCCUGCCUAGGCCCUGCGCUGGAGCUGCCUGAGUCCCAGGGCCUCUGCCACGCUCACCCGGCCCCAUCACCCAGCGAGAGCCUCUUUGGGGGACUUGCAGAUGCCCUCCCCGCCGCCCCAGCCGGUCUGUACCUUUCCACUUCCGAGCCAUUGGCCCUGCCAGCCUCCCAGAUGCUGAUAGACCUGAAGGAGCCUCCUGAGCUGGCCAGGUCUCCCGGACAGAGGGUGGACCCUCGAGAGCUGCCACUCGCCUCCUCCUCCUCCUCCUCCUCCUCCUCCUCCUCUUCCUCCUCCUCUGCCUCUCCCUGCCCAGCAUUCAGCCUGCCCCAAGUCUUCCCUGGCCCUCAGGGCCCUCAGCCCUCCCCAGCCCGAUUCCCUGAGGCUGAGGCCUAUAGCAAGGCAGGGCUGCCCAUCUUUGGCAGCUUUGGUGGGGCUGAAGCUCUGGGUGGCAGCUACCAGUGCCGUGUGCAAGCCCUGAGCUUCCGCAUGGAUGAGCGGGGCUGUGGCCCGGCCCUGGAUCAUCUGCUUGCACCCACCCCAGCUUCCCCAGCCACCCCAACUCAGUCACCCCCCUUCCAGUCCCCACUGCCGCUCCGGGGGAACCAGAAGGAGCCCUGGACUGGGGGGCCUUUCCCCCUCCAGGGAGGAGGAAGCUACCAGCUAGGGCUGCCCCACUGCCUCUAUCGGACCCCGGGAAUGCUCUUCUUUGAAUGAAGAUUCCCUUCUGGUCCUUCUCUUCUUCCCUUGUCCCCAGAGGGGCUCCCCACCAAUUCAUUCAAAGACAUGCUACAGAAUGGACUCAGCCUGAGGGCUGGAGCCAUUUGAUACUCUCUGGGAGAAGAUGCUCUACUCAGCUCACUGGGCCUCUGAGGGAAAGGGUGCCGGGGGUGGCAGCGGGGAAGGUACUCCCUUGGAUGAAGACGGGUUACAGAAAAGUCUGGGCCCAGGAGAAGGAUGGGUCCCAAAGCCGGAUGAAAAACUAAGCAUAAAUCAGAGGCCAUUAGAACUGGAAGGGACUUCUAAGUUCAUCUAAUCCGACACUCUCGUUUUACAAAGAAAGAAACUGAGAGAUUCCCAAGAAGGAAAAUGACUUUUCUAAGUUAAUUCAGCUAGUAGUUAGGAGAGCCAGGCCCCCAAGCCACUGAACAGAGCUGAAGAAAAAACAGAAAGAGGAGAUCUCUGUCUUCCUUGAAUGAUACAGGGCUCUCUCUGCCUGACCACGAUUCCAGAGUUUGGCGUAAUGACCUCAUGCCCUGGCCCCUCCAUGGACAAAUUUGGGGAAUGUGGGGAAGGAGGUGUGAGGCUGGACCUAUGUCAGAUUUUACUCGACACUCUACUUAAUAAAGCAAGUGAGUCUUGAAAGACA
This is a messenger RNA of Antechinus flavipes (yellow-footed antechinus), 3289 nucleotides long. It is a transcript of the gene FOXS1, whose product is annotated as forkhead box S1. Gene Ontology annotation, molecular function: RNA polymerase II cis-regulatory region sequence-specific DNA binding; DNA-binding transcription factor activity, RNA polymerase II-specific. The coding region runs from base 1360 to 2637 and encodes 425 amino acids. The transcript has a single exon. Gene Ontology annotation, biological process: regulation of transcription by RNA polymerase II; cell differentiation; anatomical structure morphogenesis. Lineage: Eukaryota; Metazoa; Chordata; Mammalia; Dasyuromorphia; Dasyuridae. The record is from RefSeq and is a predicted model, not a curated record.